CACAUUAUUUAAUAAACCUGACCUGGUUUAAUUAAUUAAGUCUUAUCAUAAAAAUUAUGGGGAUAAUGGUCCAAAAAAUUGGGGACUCGUUUCCAUUCAACAAACAGAUAUUCCUUCAUCCACCAAAAUUACUGCCAUUUCAAUCCUCCGCAUUCUUGUUUUAUAAAGCAUUUUCCCAAUUUUGCUAUUAUACAUUAAUUACUCCAUCAUGUGCAGUUGUUGUCGGAGGAAGCGUGUCUAUCAAGUCGAACAAACUACAAAAGGUCUGCUGCUUUAUCCUUCACGCAUACAUGACUUACAAUCUUAUCUCUUCAAACUUCAGGAAACUUUUGAAGGUUGAAAACAUCACUGAGAACCCACUCGCUUUAUAUGAAAUUGUUACUGAAACUGCACCCAAAUUUACUAUUUUGACGUUCUUGUACAUAUCUUGGACUCGUAAGAUGGGACUGGAUUAUUUGUACCGGUCGUGUUUUAAAGCAGCCUCACAUUCAGGCCACAGUAUUGCGACGUACUCCAAAUUAUUUGUCCUUUUUCUCAUUUUUAUUCUGGUAACAAUUGGAGGUCAACUCUCUGGACUUGUCAAGAAUGACUUUAAUAUCGUUAAACAGUGGCAGUUUUCUCAUGAGCCAGUCAUAUUUCUACGUAACAUUGUCUCUGACGUCCCGAUCUUUCGAGAUGUUGUCAACAUGGGAAUAAGCCCAGUUCUUAUCAUUUUCCUGUCUUUCUACGAUAAUUUAUUCCGAUUCAUAUCCACGAUUCAUCUCCCAAUGCUAACGUGUUACAUCAUUAAAAUGAUCGGAGACGAGAUGUGCGACUACCUUGACAAUAACGAUUCCAUGGAUUGUGAAAUGUUUAUCAAAAUGUACGACCAAGUGUACCAACUGAUCUCGGACAUAAAUGGUGUUGUGAAACAUCUCAUGCAAUUCUGGAUUAUCAACGUCCUCACGUUCUUUAGUCAAACGCUUGCCACUAUAUUUAAUCCAAAACUAGGAGCGUUGGAUCGAAUUUAUUCUGCAGUCAUAUUUACAGUGUUCCUCACCUUCCUUCGAUUUGCUGCCCUGGCUUCAUAUCGCUUGGACAGUGUACAUGACUUUAUAUUUCGUAAGAAGCAAGAUCGUGGCUAUUGUGAAAAUAAAAAAUUGCACUUAAUGAUGGCAAACAUGCAGCAGAACCCUUUGGGCCUGAAGGCCUCAGAUUUUCGAAUAUCUUUUGGAUUCAUUGUUACGAUUUUCAGUACUGCCGUCACCUAUUUUAUAAUACUGCUACAAUUCUCUACAGGGAAGUCACAUAAUACACAACAAUAAGAAAAUUGGUUCUUUCCAACGAUUUAUGUAUGUAAUUGCUAUGCUACUAUAUAAGGCUACCUACUUUAGUUUUCAUUAUUAUUACGUAUUACAUAUGUCUACAAAGCGUACAUACAUAUGUAUGUAUGUACAGUUGUACACUGAUAUAAAUAUUACAGCAUAUAACAAAACAACUAAACUACUUCGCAAAUUAUUGAAUGAUUAUCCCUCAUGCAAAUUAUGUACUUAUGAUGCUUUAAACACUUCCUCGUUUUAAGAUCAUGGUUACAGUUUCACACCCCACAACACUCAAAUA
Messenger RNA from Folsomia candida, 1599 nucleotides. RefSeq lists its product as uncharacterized. The transcript is spliced from 6 exons. Lineage: Eukaryota; Metazoa; Arthropoda; Collembola; Entomobryomorpha; Isotomidae. The record is from RefSeq and is a predicted model, not a curated record. The coding region runs from base 57 to 1304 and encodes 415 amino acids.